GUAGAGAUUUCAACCUCGGUCGGAGGGGGCGGAGCGGGCUGGGAGGCGCUGCUCCACUCCCAUGUUGCUGUUUGUUUGCGGGGUGGCGGCGCUGUGUGCGGACAGGGACACGUAGUGAGCGGAGGGUUGUCGACUGGUCCGCCUGCACGCCUCUGGUGGAAUGCUUGCUGCAACUUUUUCGAAAGCAGAGCUGAAUGUUGAAGGUUUCUGACGUCUGGUUACCGACUUUUGCAGUGAAACACCAGGACAUAUGGCUGUAAGGUCCUGCUCGGGUCGUGUUGUGCGCAAGCAUUCACAGUGUCUUGUUUGAGCGACAGACAGUCGGGAUGCUGGCGCUCGUUUGAGAGCACCCCGCUGUGUGUUCUCCGGAUUUCCCUUCCCUUUUCAAACCAAGUUAUUCUUUGGCGACGACCAGGCCCAUUUAAAAGUCAUUUUCACACUGUAAACUUCCAAAAAAUGGUAUUCUUCGCUUUGUCUUCGGCUCGGAACAAACCUGGAUAACGAGAGGAGCAGCUACGUGACGACGACCAGCGGUGUGCUCCGUCGAGGCACAUCUGCCCCAGGGGUUAUCCAGCUGUGCCGAUUUUCAUCAGCAAUUGAUGCAUCUCGGGGUAUCUGAGUCCAUGAGAGAGUGUGAGUACAGCCAAAUAAGCACUCGCAGCUCCACACCGAUGGAGACCCCGUACAAGAAAAGGACCUCAAGGAAGAGGAAGUGGGAGUCUUUCCCGGGUCGGAGUAAAUUUUACUGUGAUGGGAGGAUUAUGAUGGCCAGGCAGACAGGGGUUUUCUGCCUCACCCUUGUCCUCAUUCUUGUGACUAGUGGACUUUUCUUCACCUUUGAUUGUCCGUUCCUGGCUCUGCAGUUAACCACAGCCAUCCCAGUGAUAGGUGGUGUGCUGUUUCUGUUUGUACUGGGGACACUGCUGAGAACCAGCUUCAGUGACCCAGGGGUGCUGCCCAGGGCCACUCCGGAUGAAGCAGCAGAUCUUGAGAGGCAAAUAGACGUGGCUAAUGGCAGUACAGGCUACAGGCCUCCGCCCAGGACCAAGGAGGUGGUCAUCAACGGUCAGACGGUCAAACUGAAAUACUGCUUCACCUGCAAGAUCUUCAGACCACCACGUGCCUCCCACUGCAGCCUGUGCGACAACUGCGUGGAGCGUUUUGACCACCACUGUCCCUGGGUUGGAAACUGCGUGGGGAGGAGGAACUACCGUUUCUUCUACAUGUUCAUCCUCUCACUCUCCUUCCUCACCAUCUUUAUUUUUGCCUUCGUCAUUACACACAUCAUUUUACGAUCUCACCGAAAUGGGUUCCUCAACGCACUUAAAGACAGUCCUGCCAGUGUGCUGGAGGUGGUGGUGUGUUUCUUCUCGGUCUGGUCAAUAGUGGGCCUCUCAGGCUUCCAUACCUACCUGAUCAGCUCCAACCAGACCACCAAUGAGGAUAUAAAAGGUUCGUGGUCUUCUAAAAGAGGGAAGGACAACUAUAAUCCUUACAGCCAUGGCAAUAUAUUCACCAACUGCUGUUCAGCACUUUGUGGACCCCUGCCACCGAGUCUCAUUGACAGACGGGGUUUUAUCCAAUCAGACACACUGCAGCUGGCACCACCAACGAAUGGCAUCACUAUGUAUGGGGCUACCCAGUCUCAGCAGAGCCACAUGGUCAGUGAGACUGGGUCAGAAAGUGUGACCAAGACCAGUGCAUUCAGAGCACCAAAUUCGUUUUGCAGGCUGCCACCACCCCUCUCCUCCAGCAGCAGACCAGUGAACCAGUCAUUCUGACCACCUCCCCUGAAAAUGGAGGCUCUCUACCUGGACGCACCUCGCUCACACUGGCCGGCCCGUGCACCUCACUCCCCCUCGGCCAGCCCAC
Messenger RNA from Monopterus albus (swamp eel), 1872 nucleotides. RefSeq names its product probable palmitoyltransferase ZDHHC14. NCBI's taxonomy places the organism in Eukaryota, Metazoa, Chordata, Actinopteri, Synbranchiformes, Synbranchidae. Gene Ontology annotation, cellular component: Golgi apparatus; endoplasmic reticulum. The transcript is spliced from 11 exons. The record is from RefSeq and is a predicted model, not a curated record. The coding region runs from base 600 to 1781 and encodes 393 amino acids. Gene Ontology annotation, molecular function: protein-cysteine S-palmitoyltransferase activity. Gene Ontology annotation, biological process: peptidyl-L-cysteine S-palmitoylation; protein targeting to membrane.